UAUUUAUUUUACGACAAUUGAUAACGAAACAUGAUGACGUGUGCUUCGCCGUAAGUGAAAGUAACUUAUUUGUAGUAGGAGCAAUACGCGUAGACCUUCAGUAUCGGCGAUACAUUCGAACACUUGCAGUAUAUCGCGGGUCGCGGUUUAGUUCACUCGAGUUCACGUUACGCUCUUCUCUGGUUACAAUGUGUGGAAUAUUUGCAUACAUCAAUCACUUAACGCCAAAAACCCGGCGUGAAAUAUUGGAACUAUUGGUUAAUGGAUUGAAACGAUUGGAAUACCGCGGGUACGACUCUGCGGGCGUCGCCAUCGAUGCGGCCGACCAGAAAGACAUAGCUGUUGUGAAACGCAGCGGGAAAGUGGCCGCGCUCGAAGAGUUGCUGCAGGAGCGCAGCGUGGAGCUGUCCAUUGAAGACUGUGUGGAUUCGCACUGCGGCAUCGCUCACACGCGCUGGGCUACCCACGGCGAGCCGAGCGCCGUCAACUCGCAUCCGCAACGCUCAGGAGAAGACAAUUCUUUUGUUGUCAUUCACAAUGGAAUUAUAACUAACUACAAAGAAGUCAAAACUUUCCUGGAAAAUAAGGGAUAUACUUUUGAAUCUCAGACUGACACUGAAGCCAUCGCAAAGUUGAUUCACCAUAUUUACAAUCAACAUAAGGAUUAUAAUUUCCAGGAGUUAGCUGAACAGGUAAUCCAACAACUAGAAGGUGCUUUUGCUUUGUGCUUUAAAUCCCGUCAUUUCCCUAAUGAGUGUGUGGCCACCCGCCGUGGGAGCCCCUUGCUGGUGGGCAUCAAAACGCGUCGACGACUGUCUAGCGAUCAUGUACCCAUUAUGUACACAAAUAACAAAGGAACUCGUGGAGUGGUACCUUCAGUACCCCGUGUUAAUAGCCAUGCACACUUCCAGCCAGAGGAGGAAAGAGAUGUUGAAUAUUUCUUUGCAUCUGAUGCCUCAGCUGUUAUUGAACACACAAACAGAGUGCUUUACUUUGAAGAUGAUGAUGUCGCCCAUAUUAAGGAUGGUGUUCUAAGUAUUCACCGUCUCUCAAGCAGUAGCAAUGAUCCUCAUGAACGUGAAAUAUUUACUUUGAAACUGGAACUGCAGCAGAUUAUGAAGGGGAACUAUGAUUACUUCAUGCAAAAGGAAAUUUUUGAACAACCAGAGUCCAUUGUAAACACCAUGCGUGGUCGCCUCAACUUUGCUAAUGGCACUGUGACUUUGGGUGGUAUUAAAGAUUAUAUCCCAGAAAUCAAAAGAUGCAGAAGAUUAAUGUUGAUUGGUUGUGGUACCAGCUACCACAGUGCCGUUGCUACUCGGCAGUUAUUAGAAGAAUUAACUGAACUUCCGGUUAUGGUGGAACUUGCUUCUGAUUUUUUGGAUAGAAAUACUCCAGUCUUUCGUGAUGAUGUUUGCUUUUUCAUCUCACAAUCUGGAGAAACUGCUGAUACCCUCAUGGCACUCCGCUACUGCAAGCGUCACGGUGCACUCAUUGUUGGUAUAACCAACACAGUAGGCAGCUCCAUUUGUCGAGAAUCACACUGCGGCGUUCACAUCAAUGCUGGCCCCGAAAUUGGUGUCGCAUCUACAAAGGCUUACACUUCACAAUUUGUAUCUCUUGUCAUGUUUGCUCUUGUUAUAAGUGAAGAUCGUAUUUCUCUUCAAAAACGACGGGCUGAUAUUAUUGCGGGCCUUCAUGAGUUAGAUAGCAAAAUUCGUCAGGUAUUAGCCCUAGACACUGAAGUCAAAGCUCUCGCGCAAGAUUUGUACCGUCAGCGAUCAUUGCUUAUUAUGGGUCGUGGCUAUAACUUUGCUACAUGCCUGGAAGGGGCACUCAAAGUGAAGGAACUGACAUAUAUGCACAGUGAAGGAAUAAUGGCUGGAGAAUUAAAACACGGACCUCUCGCUCUCAUUGACGAUUCUAUGCCGGUAAUGAUGAUAGUGAUGCGCGACCCGGUUUAUACGAAGUGUAUGAACGCCCUGCAGCAGGUAACUGCGCGCCAAGGCCGCCCCAUCGUCGUAUGCGAAGAAGGCGACACAGAAACAAUGAGUCUAGCGUCCCGAUGCCUCCAAGUGCCAAAAACCGUGGAUUGUUUACAAGGAGUGCUCACAGUCAUCCCCAUGCAACUGCUUGCCUACCACAUUGCCGUACUGCGAGACUGCAAUGUUGACUGUCCUCGCAAUCUUGCUAAAUCUGUUACAGUAGAAUAGUGAUUAUAAUGUUGUACCUGAGGUACAUUUAUGCGCGAUCUCUGAAACUGCACAAAAAAAGUGCAUUUUAUCUAAUUACUAGAUAGAUUUGAUAUAUUUUAAGGAAUUUGAUUGUAAAAUAUCCUUUCAAAACCUGUCCUGGGAUUUUUCGUAAACGUAUUUUGUGUUAUGUUACUUUAUUUAGAAAGCAAUUAUUUUCAUAAUUUAAUAGUACAGCUAAUUAAUUCGUCAAUCUCAAUUCCAUCAUAAAGCCAUACCGCUGAACGUGGCCUUUCAGUCUUUUCCAGACUGUUCACUCUGUCUACCCCGCAAGGGGUAUAGACGUGACUAUAUGUAUGUAAUUUUUUAUGAUCUUAUGUUAAUUACCAACGUGUCCAAGGCUUUUUGUUUUCUUUUUUCAGUAAGUAUGUACCUAUUUGACAAAAUUUCAUAUAGUAACGCGAUCGCAGCGUAUAAAUUAAUGCUAUAUUACGGUAUACCGUUAUUGCUUGUUAUUACGUACCCAUUCACAUUCCUACGAAACCAACUCUAUUGCUUACAUUCCACUUUUGUCUUCUUAUUUAGUUUUUAAUGUCGUCAUUUAAGAGAUUUUUUUUUCAAUUGCGUGUAGCUUUUAUUUACAUUAUUCGUUCUAUAAAAUGCAGAAAGUUUUAUCUGUCACACAGAAAUGUCUUCAUUGAACAUGUAGAUACGACUUUUAUGACAGUCGGUUGUUAGUAAAUUAUACAGGAACUUACGUAAUGAAUGCUAAUAUCCAGAUAGAAGGUAGGGUAUCCGUAACAAAACAACAAAUAGAAAUCAGUAGUUUUGUGUAUGUUAUGUACCGUUGUUUUUUUUUAGUUUAUUCAAUAUAUAUAUACAUACUGUUGAAUAUAGAAUUCAGCAGCAAUUCUACGCAAGAAGUUAAUUCGAGAUUCCUGGUGGGUUUUUUCUAAAUAGUAGACAGCAGUCCUACUACACCAAUGUUUAAAAGACUUAAACAUAGCCUACCAGUAUGUACUAUAUGUUAAAACAAGUCGAUCACAGAAGCUCACAUAUUAAUUGUGUAUGCAAAACGCGCAGGUAGAUUUUUUUUUUAUUUCAUUUAAUUUUAAUAAAACAAAACAAAUGGAUUAUGUGAUUUUGUUUUGUUUUAUUCAGAUAAUUAACUGAUAUUAUGUUAUAAGUAAUGAAUAGAAUAAAUAGAAGGACCCAAUAGAUUUAUAUAUGUUACAAAGUAAUAUUUUUCUUUCGUUUCAACAGCCAAACAGUUAUGUAAAUAUAUGCCAGAAAUGUUAUAUAAUCAUAUUUUAGGUGUGAAUUAAAAAGAUAACUAUGAGAUUGAUAAACGUCAUAUUUUUAUUAAAUUGUAAAUAUAGGUAACACAUAAAACAUUUAUAUCUUUUAGUGGUUAUCCAAACUAGAAAGGUAGACAUGGGCGGGGCAUCUCCAAUGGAUGGUUUUUUCUACUCUUAGCGUAUUCCAAAUCCGCAUCUUUUGGCUCCAAUGCUCAAGUUGCUCUAAAAGCAGAAUGUUAUAACGACCGCGAAAGAUUUUUUAAAAUUUUAUAAUCGGUUGCCUGCCUGACUAAAUUUUUUAUGCUCCAUCAAGAUGAAUUAUUAUUCUAGCUUAGAUCGCAAAAUACGUAUAUUUUAUCUAUUAUAAUACACAUUCGAAUACAUAAUAUAUUUACUGUUUUAAAUUAUUUUAUCAGCUAAAUUGUAUAUUUUAUGUUGGAAGUAUAAAUAAUAUAACAAUCAUAUUUGUAGAAGUCUUAAAAUACGCACAAUGCACAUUGCUUUAAGUUUAUGGGUCAAACAAUUUUAAUAAACGCAAAAAAACUUAAUAGGUAUAAACAUAUAAAUCAGAAUAGUUAUUUCGGUUUUUAUGGAUAGAAUGAUAAAUGCCUAUUUUGGAGAAAGAUUACUAAUAGUAAUCGUAGGUACCUAACCUACCUAUGAUUAGUUAAUGAUUACAUUAUUUGACGAAUUGUUAUCAACUAUAUCGUAGUCUAGCCGACGACGUAGGUAAAUUGAUUUUUAAUAAAUAGAUGUUUUUUUUUUGCUUAUUAUUUUGAUAUGUUUCUAAAUUUUUUUUAAUUAUAAAAUUGUUUCCAUUGUGCAAUAUUGACAUUGUUCUAAAAAACCCAAGGUUUUACUAGUCAAAAUAAAAUAAAAAUAUCUUGGGGACCUCCUUUUGGUAACAAAGGUACCAAAUAAAAAUGUGUCUUGAAAGUUUCUCUUAGUAGGUUAGGUAUCUACCUAUCGUUUCAUGGUGUUGUUGAUUGAAACAAUCAGAUUUCAGAUUGUACCUUAUACCUAUUUCUGCUUUCGAAUUUUAAAUAAGUUAAGGUUUCUUUUAAUUUUUUUUACUCCUAAAAAAGUUAUCUUGUCUUGAAAAAAACCAUAUGCAUUAUUUCGGAUAACGUAGCUAUCUUACUAUACGUAGUUAAGUAUUUCGAAUUGCGUUUAAAAUUGAUAAAAUGAAAACAAUAAUUAACUUUGUAUUUAGAUGUAAAUUUUAUAUUAUAUUUGCAGUUGAAUAUUGUAUUUUGAAAUAAAUGUUUUAUUGUAAAGAA
Molecule: messenger RNA, 4770 nt
Organism: Amyelois transitella
Lineage: Eukaryota; Metazoa; Arthropoda; Insecta; Lepidoptera; Pyralidae
Product: glutamine--fructose-6-phosphate aminotransferase [isomerizing] 1
Exons: 1
Coding region: 189-2213 (674 amino acids)
Biological process (GO): protein N-linked glycosylation; fructose 6-phosphate metabolic process; UDP-N-acetylglucosamine metabolic process
Molecular function (GO): carbohydrate derivative binding; L-glutamine:D-fructose-6-phosphate transaminase (isomerizing) activity
Source: RefSeq, a predicted model, not a curated record